AUGUACAAAGGGAAAAGAAAGUACAUUGAAAUUUGGCAGAAAGUUGAAAUUGCUGAAUUUUACAUUCAACACCAAAAUGAGAUGAGCAUGAGAGAUGUUGCUGCAAAGUUUCAUGUCAACUCCUUUAGCUCGAUUUCCGAAUGGGUGAAUAAGCUUGAUGAGUUGAAGAAAUCAGUAAAAUCUGAUAAAAAAUUAAAAUUAGAAAGCUUCACUCAAUUUCCAGAGCUAGAGAAAGAACUAGUUCAUUGGUUUACUGCAAUCCGUGAGCAAGGUAUUCAGGUUCUCAGAUCAACGAUUGAGGAGAAAGCAAAAAGUUUGGCGGCAGAAAUGGGAUUGGCGCGAUUCGGCUGUGGAGAUAAAUGGUGGCAAGGAUUUAGGACCAGAAAUAAUUUAUCUUUCAGAAAAAUCAAUGCCUCAAGCAUUAAGCCAAUCGAAAAAGAGGCAGAACUUGUCAGGCAAUACCUAGAUGAUUUAGCGUCAUUGCUUCCUCAAUUCGUUCCAUCUAACAUUUACAAUUUCGAUGAAACGAGAUUUGAUUGAGAUGUAAAAAGCAAGUUCACUUAUGAUUUCAAGGGAACUCAACGAAUUCUAGGCGUUCAAUCAGCUAAAAUGAACCAUUUUAUCACUGUUAUGCUUAUGAUUAGAGCUGAUGGAGAAAAAAAUGCCUGCUUUGCUCAUUUUUCAAAGAGAAAAAUGGCCAGAUCCCGAACCUUGUAA
This is a messenger RNA of Blepharisma stoltei, 717 nucleotides long. Lineage: Eukaryota; Ciliophora; Heterotrichea; Heterotrichida; Blepharismidae. The record is from the annotation of a GenBank genome assembly.